Geodia barretti is the source of this 249-nucleotide messenger RNA. Lineage: Eukaryota; Metazoa; Porifera; Demospongiae; Tetractinellida; Geodiidae. The record is from the annotation of a GenBank genome assembly.
CACCACCACCCCACCAGAGUGUGGGGAGGGUAUGGAGUGGUGCAGUCUGCGGAAGACCACCAUUGACAACAUGACCCAGUACCUGGCCCGCAAGGAGGAGAGGAUGCGCCACCAGAGAGGCUCGGCCAAUAAGCUCCCCACCUCCGACACCACAGCUGACGAGAAAUAUCCACAGCCUCCUCCCGCGAAGAAGAUUAAGACUCAAACUAUGACUUUAUGAUGUGUUUAAUUGUAUAAUAUCGCUCCCCA